This is a messenger RNA of Papaver somniferum (opium poppy), 747 nucleotides long. RefSeq lists its product as uncharacterized. The record is from RefSeq and is a predicted model, not a curated record. NCBI's taxonomy places the organism in Eukaryota, Viridiplantae, Streptophyta, Magnoliopsida, Ranunculales, Papaveraceae. The transcript has a single exon. The coding region runs from base 1 to 747 and encodes 248 amino acids.
AUGAAUUGCUUCAAGAUCCCAAAAGGUACCUGCAAAGAGAUAAAUGCCAUACAAAGGGAUUUCUUCUGGAAUAAAGAUAAAGACAAAUCUAAAGGAUUAUUCUACAUUGCUUGGGAUGUUGUCAACAAACCUAAGGAACUAGGAGGUUUGGGUUUCAAAAACAUGGAAUAUUUCAACCUAGCUAUGACCUCCAAAAUUGCUUGGAGAUUAAUUGAAGAACCAAAUUCUCUCUGGAGCAGUACUAUGAAAGCAGCCCAUUAUCCAAAUCAAGAAGUUAUUAGAAUAGAUACCAAACCAAAAACAACUGAUUCUUGGAUAUGGAAAGGAAUUCUAGAAGGCAUAUCUUACAUUCAACAAUACUACAUAUGGAAGAUUGAGGAUGGAACUAAAAUUCACAUCUGGGAGGAAAGAUGGAUUGCAAACUUUCCUGACAUCAUUCACAAACCCCCUCAUUGCCAUUCUAACCUCAAAACAGUUAAUCAACUUUUCAAUGUUCAUGGAGAGUGGGACACCACAAUCUUAGCUCUCUGGUUUACCCAAGACAUUCAAGACCUCAUAACCCAAACUCAUCAUAACCCUACCUCUGAAGAUACUAUAAGUUGGAGCUUGACUAAUACAAGGAAAUUCUCUGUCAAAUCUCUAUAUGACAAGCAGAUCAAUGAAAAGUAUGCUAAUGAUACUAUUAUAGCUCACUGGAAGCAGAUAUGGAGACUAGACACUACACAAACUAUCAAACUCUUCAUCUGA